UGAUGUCAUCUUUACGGCUCAGACCUGUUCAUGAAAAGAAGCACAUUUCAUUGUGAUUGCAGAGGAGUGGAACGACACCGAGGCUCUGUGUUUGUGCACUGGUGAUGGGUGGCUCAUCGUCUGCAGUGAAUGAGCUGAUGAAGAGUCUGAGUCCUCGCCGGCCUGCCCGGAGUACUGUUACAGAUCAGGUGACUCCUCGGGGCUGAGCUGGGACGUGGGUGGAGGAGGCACCGUCUCUCGGAGCGUUUAAAAGAAGGGCUCGGCGUCCGAUCCGUCUCCUGAGCCAACAGCAAGCAGGAGCGAUGAGAAGUUCGGACGCAGCCGUGCACAGAAAACACGAUCGGUUCGAUUUAAAGAGGAGCAGGAAGUCCGGGCGCUGGGGUCUGCCUGUCAGCGAGGGGACGAGUCAGACUCUGGAGAGCAGCGUCCAGCGGAUCAACAGAUCAUCUUCUAAACUUCACACCGUGAGCAGGUUAACCACGGGUCAAAGGUCAUCACAAACAGGCCAAUCUGAGCUGAAACAGGCCGCUAACAUCCCUCUGCCGCCCAUCAGGGGCUCCAGACCCGUCGGCGGCAGAGGAGAAGUCCCUGCAGCUCCGCCUGCCAUCAGAAAUACGAUCCUUCAUGUGUUUGUGGCAAAGCGGGGGAAACCAAUCCAGAAAUCGGACAGACUCAGCGAAAUCCACGGCAGACCGGCGCUCGCUGAGCGGCUGGAACAGCAGAAGAGUGAUGACAUCAUUGGUGUGGACGGUGGCCGUGCGACGACGAUGCUGGUCACGGUUAAAGAUGAUGGCGGCGCCUGUGAGGAGCGGCGGCAGCAGAGAGAGUUCUGCUCCGAUGACUCAGCUGCUGAAACAUUAUCUGAGGACUCAGAGGUCAGAGGUCAUGUAGAGACACCGGAGGAGGAGGAUGGCAGUGAUGACGAGUACUACAGCGAGGAGAGGAUCACAGAGUGGAUCCUCCAGGUCAACUCGAGCCUCUUCUCUACAGGAAACACUCAGAGAGGCGCCGAGUCUGCAGAGGAGCGAGACGUGGCCACCAUAAAGAUCAUCUACAGCGGAGACUGAACUCCCAGCUCAGCCUCUUCCUCCUCCUCAUCAGCCUGGACCUCCUUUCACAGGACGCACACAACCAGGGAGGAGCCUGAGGUCCUCGAGGAGCAACGCUGGCAAAAAUACAGAAAAAGUUUCAGCAAAUAGAACAGCUGUAAUCUGGGACACUGGUGAUACCAGCUCCAAUUCACUUUCAUUCAAAUUCAUGCAUAUAAACAAAUAACUGUACAUGAGUAACUUAAACUUGUUACUGUGGCCCACCUGCAGUACCAUCGCAGCCCACCGGGGGGGGGGGGGGCACAGUGCAUUAAUUUAAAUAAAUGGA
Messenger RNA from Oreochromis aureus, 1377 nucleotides. RefSeq lists its product as uncharacterized. The transcript has 3 exons. The record is from RefSeq and is a predicted model, not a curated record. NCBI's taxonomy places the organism in Eukaryota, Metazoa, Chordata, Actinopteri, Cichliformes, Cichlidae. The coding region runs from base 303 to 1067 and encodes 254 amino acids.